AUGUGCAGCCGUAGCGGACGAAAAUGCCAGGGAUACUUGACACCCCCCGAUGGAAGGACCCGUGAAGUCCGAGAUGCACGCCAUGCACACACAACCGGUAGGACCUUUAGUCUUGUGCCAAUGAACAAAGAAGCUGCUAUGACUGGUGGCCUGGUGGCCAUGGUCGAUGCCAGUCAAGUCGGACUAUCCAACAAGGAGCGUCAGUAUUUAUCAUUGUUCCGCUCCCACACCGCUGCACACUGCACAGGGUAUAGCUUCGACCCAUUUUGGCAACUCCUUGUUCAUCAAGCUAGUGAAUGUUAUCCUGUAGUUCGCCAUGCAGUUAUUGCUAUCAGUGCUCUGCAUCGGGAAUUUGCGGACCCAAUUGCGAGUCAGGAUGACAUGUUCGCUCUUCAGCAAUGUAAUAAGGCGAUCGGUCACCUCCGGAAAGGCAUCAUAGAAGAUGACCUUUCAGACCCAUCCCAUACUGAGAAGGUGUUGGUUGCUUGUGUUGUCUUGAUUACCGUCGCUCUUUUUCAAGGCGAUGUCGAAGCUGUUCGCUCUCAUCUUCGAUCUGGAACGAAGCUCCUAUGGGAGUGGAGAAAGAACAACGCCAAGCAUAGCAUCGUUGCUCCAAUUUUAUUGAACACAUUUGUGCAGCUCCACCUUCAUUGGGCCAGCGCCACAUGGAUGAAUGAUUACAAGGGGUCGGAUUGGCCCUUCCUUCUGGAACUCAUCGAUGAUAACAUACAAGAUAUUAUGAAAUAUCCGGAUGAACAAACCCGGCAAACGCUUCUCCUGCCCGUUCAAGCUUGGCUAGUACUCUUCAGCGACCCAACGCGCUUCAACACGAAGACUUUCGAUUCCGCACCGCCGCAAGGCUUCAUGUGGGACACUGUUUCUGACAAAUUCCAUCGAUACAAAAACGGAUACCAGAACUGCGUUGUCCUUCAUAAAAAUAGAGUUUCCACAAAUGCUCCGAGUCAAGAGCGUGCCAUGUUGCUACUGAAGAUAAACAAUGAGAUACUUCACAUCACCCUUACCUCCAUACACUUUACAGGUUCUGAAAUGGAAUGGGACACACUCCUGCCUCAUUUUGAGGCAGCGGUCGACGCAGCAGAAAAACUGUUAACAGACUUCAGUGGGAUGCUUGAUCCCUACUUUUCUGCCAAGGAGGGAUGGAUCCCAACACUUUUCAUGACCGGAAUAGCAUGUCGGGACUGGUCCAUUCGGCAGCGAGUGUUGAAGAUCUUCGAAACAUACAACCGGCGAGAAGGAAUUUACUCUACAUCAGAAGCUCUGGUUGUGUUGCCACGCAUCUAUGAAAUCGAGCAUGCCGGUAUUGCUCCGGGGGAGAUCGUGCCAGAGCACAACCGCGUCAGCAUGGGACAUGUUGAAGAAACGCCCAACCACUCCAACUACAAGAUGAAGACUUACCAUUUACUAUACCGCGACGUUCACAGAGAGUGGCAUAGGGAGGAACUGCCUUGUGGCGACACUGCUGUUAGACACGCUUUGAAGGGCCGCUUUGAACUGGCCACCUUGGUUUGCAACCCAGGUCGCGGCAUUGAUGAUUUGAAAUGA
Messenger RNA from Penicillium canescens, 1563 nucleotides. RefSeq lists its product as uncharacterized. The record is from RefSeq and is a predicted model, not a curated record. The coding region runs from base 1 to 1563 and encodes 520 amino acids. Lineage: Eukaryota; Fungi; Ascomycota; Eurotiomycetes; Eurotiales; Aspergillaceae. The transcript has a single exon.